Eurypyga helias (sunbittern) is the source of this 5119-nucleotide messenger RNA. RefSeq names its product obscurin-like. Gene Ontology annotation, cellular component: plasma membrane. The record is from RefSeq and is a predicted model, not a curated record. Gene Ontology annotation, molecular function: fibroblast growth factor binding; guanyl-nucleotide exchange factor activity; fibroblast growth factor receptor activity. The transcript has 24 exons. Lineage: Eukaryota; Metazoa; Chordata; Aves; Eurypygiformes; Eurypygidae. The annotation marks the transcript as partial.
AUGCACGGCCAAACAAUUAAUACUGUCUGUUGUCCUUCUUUGCUAGCCAAGAACAGCAUUGUCCAGGGCUUGGAGAACGUGGAAGCCGUGGAGGGAGGGGAAGCCCUGUUUGAAUGCUAUCUUUCCAAGCCCGAGUGCUACAACUACAACUGGCUGAUCAAUGAUGAACCUGCCAAAACUACAGAAAACAUUGAGAUGGUUUACUUUGAAAAUGGACGCAGGCAUCUGCUGCUGCUGAAGAACCUAACUCCCCGGGAUACCUGCAGGGUGACUUUCAUGUGCAGUGACGCGGUGACCUCAGCCUUCCUGACGGUGAAAGGAUGGCGGCUACAGAUCUUGCAGCCUCUCACGGAUGUGGAAGUCUCUCCGGGAGAAAAAGCUACAUUUAGCUGCAUUCUAAGUGAAGCUGUGCCAAUUACUGAAGUUGCCUGGUAUAGUAAUGACGCAGAGAUCCAUUCGGAUGAGGACUGGGAGGUACAAGCAGAUGGAAACAAAUACAAACUUAUUCUGAAAAAAGCCCAACCGCAUCAUUCUGGGGAGGUGACCUUUGCUUCCAGGGAAGCAAUUGUAUCAGCCAAGUUAUCUGUGAUAGCCCACCCUGAUCCGCCUGAAGAACCAGAAGUUUUAAGUAAGAACAGUCACUCUGUAACUCUGUCUUGGUACAAGCCGUUGAGCGAUGGCGGUUGUGACAUCCUGGGCUACAACGUGGAGAGGAAAAUCCCAGGUGUUGGCUGGCAGUCGUGCAGCAAGAGCAUUAUUCAACACACAGAGUUUAUGGUGGAUGAUCUCAUGCCAGGGGAACCCUACAGAUUCCGCGUCUCAGCUAUAAACAAAGUAGGGGCCAGUGAGCCGGUGCACUUCCCUCAGACGGUGCGGCUAGAGCCUGCAGUUACAGUCACCCAUCCUUUGGUGGGAGGAUCAGUCUCAGAAGGUGAAGUGGCUCGCUUGGAGUGCAAACUGUCAAGUGAAACGGAAGAGACAGUGACAUGGUUCAAAGGAAAAGAAAAAAUACAAGCUGGAGGGAGAUACGAGAUCCUCUCUGAUGGGAAAAAGCAGAUACUCAUCAUUCACGCAUUUAAACCCGAAGAUCAGGACACAUAUACCUGCAUGGUUUCUCCAGAAGUCAAAUCUGUUGCCAGUUUGUGUCUUGAAGUUCCCACUGUGACAAUGCUAAAGGAGAUCGCCCGGGGAGCAGCACCUGCAAGCCAACCAGAAGAGCUGGUGGAUGGCCAUGUCCAGCCCAGCUUGCCCCCUGAGGCUGCUCAGGAGGGCGACCUUCACCUUCUAUGGGAAGCUCUGGCCAAGAAACGUCGGAUGAGCCGGGAGCCCACCUUGGAUUCCAUCAGCGAGGUGCCGGAAGAGGACGAGAAGCUUCAGAAGUUGAGGAAGGAGGAGGCAGAGAUGUCUCACUAUUACUCGGAGGAGUACUCCACGUGUGAUGAGCUGGCUAGGACAGGAGAAGCAGAUUUCUCUUUCACAAGCUCAGAUGAUGAGUCUAGAGCUGGGACUCCUUCACUGGUGAACUACCUCAAGAAAGCUGGGAAAACAAGUGUCAGUGUUACUAGCAAAGUUCAGUCCGUCUCCAGAGGCAAAUUGUGGAAACAGUGGGAGAAAUCCAGUGUGGAGACUGUUGUGGCUGGCCCCCCUGCAUUACCAGAUUUAGAUGAUCCUUCCAUGAACAAGGCGGCUGUGAAGAUCCAGGCUGCUUUCAAAGGUUACAAAGUCAGGAAAGAGAUCAAGCAACAAGAGUGCCCUGUGUUUACUGAGACCUUCAAAGAUUUCUCUGGCGAGCCUGGAAGCACUCUCCACCUCGAGUGUGUGGCCCACAGCAAAACUGACAUGAAAGUCCGUUGGCUGAAAGACGGGGAGGAGCUUUCAGACGGUCGCUACUAUCACAUAGACACUUACAGUGAUGGGACCUGCUCUUUGAUUAUCACCGGCCUGGACAGGAAGGAUGCGGGUAAAUACACCUGUGAGGCAUCCAAUAAAUUUGGGAAGGUUUCACACAGUGCUAAGGUGGUUAUCGGCACUCAGGAACCCCAAGUUCCUCGUAAGGAGAAGCAGGUUAAACAAAGCACUGACAGUGAGACAGAGAGCUCGUCUGGCAGUGAGCUGGAUGAUGCUUUCCGUAAAGCAGGAAGGAGACUCCAUAGACUCUUCAGGGCCAAGAUCUCAACAGAGAUAUCUGAUGUGGAGGAAGAGCUCUUUGUCAGCGCAGAUGAAGGGGACGUAGAGGUGGUCGACCAUCAGACGUAUCGUGAGGAUGACCAGUACAUCUACAUCAAGUUUGAAAUCCUGUCUGAGGCAAGAACUGCCGCCACUCGAUUCAGGGAGAUGUUUGGUGCUCUGGGAAUUCCUGUGGAGAUUGACAUUUUGGAACAAGGCCCUAGAAAAAUCGAAUUGCGUAUUGGGAAAGCAACACCACCCACCCUUGGGAAGUUUGCACCGCCAGUAGUGAGACCUCCACCGCCUUUGCUGACUUCUGAUACAGCUCCCAUGUUCAUGACUGAGCUCCAAAACCAAGAGGUGCAGGACGGAUACCCAGUCAGCUUUGACUGCAUUGUCGUUGGCAAACCGCUGCCCACGGUUCGCUGGUUCAAGGAUGGGAAAGCUAUUGAAGAAAAUGAUCAUUAUAUGAUCAACGAGGACCAGGAAGGGUGCCACCAGCUGAUCAUCACAGCUGUGGUCCCCACUGACAUGGGUGUUUACCGCUGCCUCGCUGAAAACAACAUGGGAGUUGCUUCAACCAAGGCCGAGCUUCGAGUAGACUUGACCAGCACCGACUAUGAGACAGCAGCAGACGCAACAGAGACGUCUUCUUACUACAGUGCCAAAGAGUAUGUUUCAAGCCGAGAACAGGAGGAAUCUACCACUGAGGAGGAGCAGUUGCCCCAGAUCUUCGAUGAGCUUCAUGAUAUUCAUGUGGCAUCUGGAGCAUCACUGGCUAAAUUUCACCUGAAGGUGAAAGGGUACCCGCAGCCUCGUCUCUAUUGGUUCAAAAACGGACAGCCAUUAAAGGCCUCGGAUCGCAUCCUGAAGACUGAUAAACAGGAAUUCCACUCGCUGGAAAUUCGUGAUGUCACUAAGGCAGAUGCUGGCCAGUACUCAACAUUUGUCAUCAACUCUGCGGGUUCUGCAUAUUCAUCAGCCAGGCUGGUAGUCAGAGAUCCUGAUGAGAAAGAAGAGCCAUCAGAAACAGAUUCCCAUGAGCAGCUGAUACCACCAAAGUUCCUGGAAAGAUUUACUAACAAAAAGGUGAAAAAAGGUGCAAGCAUCACAUUAUCUGUGAAAGUUGAAGGACACCCACCACCAACCAUCACUUGGCUGAAAGAAGAGUCUCAGGAAGAUAUCCUUUGGAUCAAACCAGACACUCCUGGGUAUAAACUUGCCAGUUCAAAUAUGCACCACAGUCUAAUUCUCUUGGAUGUGAAAAAGAAGUACAGUGGAGCUUACACGUGCAUUGCUACCAACAAGGCUGGCCAGUCCAUCUGCACCGCCACCCUGGAAGUUGCUGAUGUGAAAGAGGCUGAAGUUCUGACCCAAGAGCGCGUGAUGGUGUCAGAAGCCAUCAUGACCACACUGGGAACCUUUCAUCCUUCUGAAACAAGGGAAGGAGACCUCGAAGUUGGUAGAGAAGGUGUACCCAAAAGCCCUAUUUCAUUAGCUGAUGUUGGCUCAGAAGAGUUCUUCCAGAAACUCACCUCACGUAUCUCAGAAAUGGUAUCUGCAAAAAUAAGUCAGGCUACACUUCGAGUGCCAGGUGCAGAAAGCGAUGAUGAAUCCAAAACUCCCUCUGCAUCUCCUCGCCAUGGACGAUCCAGACCUUCAUCCAUUGCUCAGGAGUCCUCCUCUGAAUCUGAAGAUGGGGAUUCCAGAGGAGAGAUCUUUGACGUCUACAUGGUCACAGCUGACUACGUGCCCGCUGCGCCCGACCGAGAGACCAUCACUUUGAAGGAAGGCCAAUACGUGGAAGUCCUUGAUUCAGCUCAUCCUCUGAAAUGGCUGGUCAGGACGAAACCCACAAAAUCUAGCCCCUCUCGACAGGGCUGGGUCUCUCCAGCUUAUCUGGACAAGAAAUUAAAGUUGUCACCAGAAUGGGGAACAGCAGAAGCUCCUGAGUUCCCUGGAGAGUUUGUUUCUGAAGACGAAUAUAAAAGGAAGUUAAGUGUUCUUAUUCAAGAGCUGUUGAUCUCAGAAGAGGAUUACAUUCAAGAUCUACAGUUCCUCCAGACUCAUCACCUUAAGUACACUGAGACCUGUUCCAAUGUCCCAGGAGCUGUCGUCAGUCAGAAAUCCACCCUCUUCCGAAAUAUUGAUGACAUUGCUCGCUUCCACUCCAGUGUCUUCCUCGGAAGCUUGCAGCAGUGUGACACAGAUGAUGACGUGGCCAUGUGCUUUAUCAAGCACGAAGCAGAGUUUAAUAAGUACAUCCAGUACCUGGUGGGGAGGGUACAGGCUGAGUCAGUUGUUGUCAGCAAAGCUAUCCAGGAUUUCUACAAGAGAUACACAGAUGAAAUUUUAACUAAUGAAGAUCCUUCACAGCCACUUAUCCCACCACUGCAGCACUACCUGGAAAAACCCAUAAACAGGAUCCAGCAGUACCAGACUAUAAUCAAGGAAUUAAUCCGAAACAAAGCAAGAAAUAGUCAAAACUGCACUUUGCUGGAGCAGGCUUAUGCCAUCGUGUCUGCGCUCACCCGAAGGGCAGAAAACAACCUCCAUGUCUCACUCAUAGAGAAUUAUCCAGGGACCCUGGAAAGCCUGGGUGAACCCAUCCGACAGGGCCACUUCAUUGUAUGGGAAGGAGCUCCAGGAGCUCGAAUGGCAUGGAAAGGACACAAAAGACAUGUCUUCCUCUUCAAAAAUUAUAUUGUGAUCUGCAAACCGAAGCGAGACACAAAGACAGACACCUACAGUUACAUCUUCAGGAACAUCAUGAAGCUGAACAACAUCGAUGUGAACGACCUUGUGGAAGGAGAUGACCGGGCGUUCGAGAUCUGGCACGAACGGGAAGACUUGGUGCGCAAGUACCUCCUUCAGGCACGCACAGUGAACAUCAAGAACUCCUGGGUGAAGGAGAUCUGUGGCAUACAGCAGCGGAUCAGUGAGCCCAUCUGGA